AAAGAUAUCUCAAUCUUUUCUAUAAAUAGGGAUUCAAAUUAUUAUUAUUCUUAUCAUCAACAACACACACACACGCAUACAUUACAUGUUAAUGUUAUCUAUCUCCUAAUUUUCAUGCAUUAAUCUCUCUUCUUUAUACUUGUUCACUACUCAUCAUCAUAUAAAGAUUCUGUUCCAAUCUAAACAAACAACCUUUUUCAUUCUUCCUCUCUUUCUUUCUUGUAACCAAAUUUCUAUUUCUCUUAUAUAUAGAAAAAAACAACAUAUAUAUAAAACACAACAAAAAACCUUAGGAGUUCAACGUCAACAAUUCUUCAUGACGAACGAAAUUGAGAUCAAAUAUGAAGAGGAAUUCAUAUUGAAUUCUAGAGGAAUGAAGCAAUUGACAAGUAGAUGGAUUCCUGUGAAUGAAAAUCCAAAAGCAUUAAUCUUCAUAUGUCAUGGAUAUGCUAUGGAAUGUAGCAUCACAAUGAAUAGCACUGCAAGAAGGCUUGUAAAGGGUGGAUAUGCAGUUUAUGGUAUAGAUUAUGAAGGACAUGGAAAAUCAGAUGGAUUACCUGGUCUUGUUCAGGAUUUUGAUUGUGUCAUUGAUGAUUGUUUCCAACAUUUUAGCAAUAUAUGUGAAAAGUCAGAAAAUAAGAAGAAGAUGAGGUAUUUGUUAGGGGAAUCAAUGGGAGGAGCUGUGGCACUACUUUUGCACCGGAAAAAUCCAGAUUAUUGGGAUGGUGCUAUUUUGGCCGCACCCAUGUGCAAGAUUGCAAAAGAAUUAAGACCCAAUGCAAUGAUGGUUAGUAUAUUGAGUGCACUUAGCAAAGUAAUUCCCACAUGGAAAAUAAUCCCAACCGUAGAUAUUGUUGACAUUGCUUUCAAAGUGCCUGAAGUCAGAGAACAGGUUAAAGCUAAUAAAUAUUGCUACAAAGGUAAACCUCGUUUGAGAACAGGUUACGAACUUCAUAGGAUCGCGACAGAUAUCGAGCAAAGACUAAAUGAAGUUUCACUACCAUUUCUUGUAUUACAUGGUGAGGAGGAUAGAGUGACUGAUAAAUCAGUGAGCAAACAACUACAUGAUGUGGCUUCAAGCUCUGAUAAGACACUAAAAUUGUACCCUGGAAUGUGGCAUGGUUUAUUGUAUGGAGAGCCACCAGAGAAUUUGGAGAUUGUAUUCUCAGACAUUUUUAAUUGGAUUGAGGAAAGAUCUAAAAAUGGUAAUACAAGAUUAGAGAGAGAACUUAAGGAACAGAAUGAUGAUUCUGUAAAAGCCUUUAAUUCACAAGGCUUAAGUUAAAACAGGAUUCAUUGAUGUAAUAGUGGAUAAUGUUAUAUUCUCUUUUGUUUUUGUCCAUUAAAAACCUUGUAAAUUUUACAUUAUUAAUUUAUAAAGAAGGUCUUGUUUGGUUUUUA
Molecule: messenger RNA, 1401 nt
Organism: Trifolium pratense (red clover)
Lineage: Eukaryota; Viridiplantae; Streptophyta; Magnoliopsida; Fabales; Fabaceae
Product: caffeoylshikimate esterase-like
Exons: 6
Coding region: 317-1285 (322 amino acids)
Cellular component (GO): membrane
Molecular function (GO): lipase activity
Source: RefSeq, a predicted model, not a curated record